AUGGAUGCCGCCAAACAACGUGUGGGAGAAGUAGUUGGUGCCGUAAAGAAUAACGUAACCAUGGCAACCGAAAGCGGUCUACGCGUGGUGCGCCAAUACUCCGACGAGGGACGUACCUUAGCGCUGCGAACUCUUAACGAGGCCAACAGUGAGGCUGGAACGGUGCUCAGAAAUGCUUGGACGAGUUUAAUACAGCUGGUACAGCGGCUAAAAACAUCGGCUCGUGAUGUCCUAGACCCAUCCGUACUGUACGAAGAGUUGCGCAUAUUUUUCCGCGAUGAAAUUGCCCGCAACAAUGCGUUCGCGAUACUGAUCGGGCUCGGGUUCGGUACGACCGGUGGCUUCAUGCUGGGAAUGUGGCUGGCCAGGCCCCAUCUACCGACGCCGAUCAUGAAAUCGAUUGCUUCCACAUCGUUCCGCGAUCCGGACAAUGUGGUCGUUUGCCAAACGGCGGUACCACAUUUUCAAUCCGCCUCGGACAUAAUGGUGCGCGUGCGGGCGGCCUCACUGAACCGAAUCGAUCGACGGAUCGCGUUCGGGUAUGGACGAACGUUGCGGCGCAUGAUACGGACGUACAACAGUACAUACGAUCCGGAACUCCCUCUAGUGCUCGGGCGAUCGUGUGCCGGGAUCGUGGAAGCGGUUGGCACCGGUUCGCAGAGUGGGCUAGAAAUAGGUGAUGAAGUGUGGUUUGCUACGCACUGGUACGAACCCGGCGUUGCUUCCGAGUUUGUGGUCGUGCCGGAAAUGCGCGUGUCGCGCAAACCGUUCCUGAUCGGCUUCGAAGGUGCGGCCAGCUUACCAUACAGUGGCUCGAUCGCACUCAACCUGCUCGAUUCACACAACCUGAACGAACACACCAGCAAGGGCCGUAGAAUACUGGUACAGGACGCUUGCUCACCGGUCGGGUGCGUUAUUACGCAGCUCGUUCACAAAUGGGGCGCACAAGUUGCUGCCACUUGCCAUACCCGAUCGGUUCCGGUGAUUAAUAAUCUCGAGGAAAGAGGUGCAGCGGAUAUAAUCACCUUCGCCAACGAACACUUCCGAUCGAACUUUAUCGACGUUAACGUGGAUAAAUCCAACUUCAUCAACGAGCUAACGUCGAGGGAAAAGUUUCACUUUAUCUUUCUCACCACCCGCCUUGGGUACGAUUACAAAUUUCUGGAAAAGUUCCUUACCAAAGAUGGUGUGAUAGUGGACGCGGUCGAACCGGAACUGUCCACGGACGAUUACGGUGUGAUCGGGCGGUUCUUUCUCGGCACUUACGUACGCUGCCGAAAGGUGUUUGCGCUGCUGUUUCGCACCAACGUCGAUUGGGGUGGGCCACAUCUAUGCCAUCUGGUGCUGGAACGUUUGGCCGGUUUCGUGAAUGAUGAAACGCUUAAAACCGUCGUCGAUCGGGUGUACACACCGAACGAGGUGGAACGGGCACUAGAACACAUAUGCAGCGAGAAAAGCAUCGGCAGUACGAUUAUCACUUUCCGGUAG
Anopheles marshallii is the source of this 1488-nucleotide messenger RNA. Its product is annotated as reticulon-4-interacting protein 1, mitochondrial-like. Bases 1 to 1488 code for a protein of 495 amino acids. NCBI's taxonomy places the organism in Eukaryota, Metazoa, Arthropoda, Insecta, Diptera, Culicidae. Gene Ontology annotation, cellular component: mitochondrion. Gene Ontology annotation, molecular function: oxidoreductase activity. The record is from RefSeq and is a predicted model, not a curated record. The transcript is spliced from 7 exons.